Gryllus bimaculatus (two-spotted cricket) is the source of this 1206-nucleotide messenger RNA. Lineage: Eukaryota; Metazoa; Arthropoda; Insecta; Orthoptera; Gryllidae. The record is from the annotation of a GenBank genome assembly.
AUGCCGCCGCAGGAGUAUUUGCAUGCAGCGCUCGCGACGGGGCAGGAAGUCGACGGGGGAGUUGGCGACGGGGCAGGCGGCGAGUUGGACGCGAACGAGCCGGCACGAAUUGCGCACAAAAGCACUCGACUGCGCACAAUGCAGAGGGGGCGGGCACCAGGCCAAAUCAAAUUCGCAGAAUUUAAUAUGACUUCAACGAAACAUCCGACGAAGGCAGAGAAAACUAGAAGUGAGUGCAAACUACUAGCAGAGGUUGCUGGUUUGAAGGAAAAUAAUAGAGAACUCGCCAAAUCAUUGGCCGAAAAGAGAAAGGAAAAUAUUGAAUUAAGAGAAAUGCAAAAUAAGUACAAUAAGCACAUUCUUAACAUUGCUUCAUCAGAAAAAUUUACUUCCGACGGAGUGACUUCCACGUCUCCAAAUGUAAGUGGCAUUUCUGAUGAGGCGAGUCAGUUGGAUAAAACCGAAACUACAGUCGUAUACGUAAACGGAGCACAACAUAUUAAUGAUGUGUCGGCAAUGGUCAACUCAAUUGGAGCUGAUACAUACCAUUACUCACAGGAUGAAAAUUUUCAAAAUUUUCUUGCCGACGAGGAAACAAUAAUUCGGAGAGGGGUAGACCAGUCGUUAGUAAUACCACAUAAUACUGCGAUUCCUCUCAUUUCAAUGGAGGACAAUAACGAUCAGUUCUUUAGCCACGCGCAAGAAAAAGUGCUGCGAACAAGUGGUCCUUCUGAUGUAGAGCAUCAGGAAGGCGAACAACAGCCCGAAAACCACAUCAUGUCCUUGAAGCUUUUAGCACAUUCGGCAAAUUUAGCCAAUGCUUUAACAAGAAAUGAGGUGAAAGAGAAAGUUAAAUCAAAUGCGACCGAGCAGAGAGGUGUUGAACUUCAUAGAAAAUACCCUAUAAUUCUCCAAAAUCCAGUUCCAACAAAUACUAAAAUGCAAACGUCGUGUAAAUAUUCAGUAGCAGAGACAGAAGAACGCCGCACUACUAAAUUAUUCAAUACAUCUCCUGGAAGAGAAGGAAAAGACCACUAUUCACAAUGUUUCACAAAUUCUAAUUUAUUUCAAUCCUUGGAACAACACAAUUGUAUUUUCAAUAGAACAGUCCGAAGAUCUGCUGACAAAAAUGAAUAUACAAUAUAUUGUGAUUCGAGCUCUCCAAAUGCUGAUACUGAAAAAUAUUUGCGACGUUAUCAAACUCUU